AUGACUUCUACUGCGAAUCGAGGCGGUUAUCGCCAAAUUAACAAGACACUUAACAUUUGUGUCUUUGAAAAUUACCUUGACAUACAGCAAUCUCGUUUGCCUCAUCUAAACGAUGUAGAACAGCUCGGCCCAAGGGUAAUUCGAGUGCUGGGCCAGAAUCGAGGAAAGUCGGCACUGGUUCGAAGAGGCUCAUUAUCGAUACCGGCCAAGGGAUUCCGGAAUGGGCAGAGAUUCAGUGUCGAAGGCGCAACAAUUCGUGCGGUCCAUUCUCCAGGUCACUCUCAUGACCAUAUGUGCUUUAUUCUUGAGGAAGAGAAUGCAAUGUUCACAGGGGAUAAUGUCCUCGGUCAUGGUACUAGUGCUGUCGAGCUUUUGAGCCUCUGGAUGUCCUCACUGCGCAAGAUGCAAUCUCAUAAUUGUGCUGUGGGAUAUCCUGCGCACGGAGAAGUCAUCACCGACCUCCCUGCUAAGAUCAAUGGCGAAUUAGCUCAGAAGGCAAGACGCGAAAGGCAGGUCUUGCAGACAUUAAGUCGAAUCAAGCGAGAAGAAAGGAGCGCCGGCCGGGGGAAAGGGAGCGUGACAGUCAAGCAACUUGUGACUGCAAUGCACGGGGAUGAACUAGACAGCGAAGUAAGGGAGUUGGCAUUGGAACCGUUCAUUGAUGAAGUACUACGAAAGCUGGCUGAAGAGGACAAGGUAGCAUUUGAACUCAGAAGAGGGGAGAAGAGGUGGUUUGGAGUAGAUUUCACGUAA
Messenger RNA from Mollisia scopiformis, 753 nucleotides. RefSeq names its product Metallo-hydrolase/oxidoreductase. The transcript is spliced from 2 exons. The record is from RefSeq and is a predicted model, not a curated record. Gene Ontology annotation, biological process: secondary metabolite biosynthetic process. The coding region runs from base 1 to 753 and encodes 250 amino acids. Lineage: Eukaryota; Fungi; Ascomycota; Leotiomycetes; Helotiales; Mollisiaceae.